Messenger RNA from Lingula anatina, 2603 nucleotides. Its product is annotated as NHL repeat-containing protein 2. Gene Ontology annotation, molecular function: protein binding. The record is from RefSeq and is a predicted model, not a curated record. Lineage: Eukaryota; Metazoa; Brachiopoda; Lingulata; Lingulida; Lingulidae.
AUGGCGGGUGUGAAUGUCACAGCAUUUCAAUCAGCUUGUUUUGAGCUGGAAGAACAGUUAACUGGCAUAGACGACAAAGCUGAACGUCGACAAUACAUCCAAGAUCAUGUGCAGAAAUUAACCAAAGGAAAAUACACAGUUUGUCCGGAUUUUAAGCAGGGCUUAGAGUGGUUCAAUGUGCCUUCCCCUCUCAGUUUGUAUGGAAACCUCAAAGGCAAGUUGGUAGUGCUAGAUUUUUUUACCUACUGCUGUAUCAACUGCAUCCACAUCUUGCCUGAUCUCCAUGCCCUAGAACAACAGUUCACAGUCACGGAUGGUGUGGUGGUGGUUGGGGUACACUCUGCCAAGUUUGACAAUGAGAAAACAUCAGCAAACAUUCUCAGUGCUGUAUUACGGUACAAUAUCACCCAUCCUGUUGUCAAUGAUGCUGAUGCUUCUCUAUGGCACCAGAUGAGCAUCCAGUGUUGGCCAACACUCCUGGUUUUAGGCCCAGAAGGGCAGUUAUUAUACACCUUUGUAGGUGAAGGACACAGAGAGGAACUCCUGGAAUUUGUUUCUGUAGCACUUGACUACUUCAAAUCUCGUGGCCAGAUAUCUGAUGCAAAUGUUGAGAUGAAAUUGUAUAAGGAUUCUAUCCCACCUUCCCCUCUGUUGUUUCCUGGCAAGGUUUGUGUUGUUGAGGAAAGCCUGGUCAUCACAGACAGUGGACACCAUAGGGUACUGGUCACAGAUAGACAGGGAGUAGUCCAGGAAUGUAUUGGAAGUGGAAAGGCUGGUAUGAGAGAUGGACAUUUUACAGAGGCUAUGUUUAGUAGUCCCCAGGGUGUGGCAGCAUUGGGGAAUGUAAUAUUUGUUGCUGAUACAGAGAACCAUGCUGUCAGAAAGAUAUGCCUGGAUUCCAAGCAAGUUGAGACUGUGUGUGGUACAGGAAAGCAGGGCCAUGAUCAUGAAGGGGGGCAGCAGGGGACUGACCAGGAGAUCAGCUCACCUUGGGAUCUUGUCCUGGGGAAGUCUGUGGGUUCAUCAGACCCAAAUGUUUUAUUUAUCGCUAUGGCUGGAACACAUCAAAUAUGGAUGUAUUUUCUGGAGGAUGGGAAGUGGCUGAAGGGAAGCCAAUACAGUAAAGGCACCUGUGUAAGGUUUGCUGGAAGUGGAAAAGAGGAGAAUCGUAACAACAGCUACCCAGCCCGUGCUUGUUUUGCACAGCCUUCAGGUCUUGCCUUAGAUUCCACUAAGAAUAUGCUGUAUGUGGCAGAUAGUGAGAGCUCAACAGUGCGUAUGAUCUCCCUGCAAGAUGGUAGUGUGAAGGCACUUGUUGGUGGGGAAAGGGAUCCUAUGAAUCUGUUUGCCUAUGGAGAUGUAGAUGGCAAGGGUGUUGAUGCCAAGUUGCAGCAUCCUUUGGGUGUGGCUAUGUUUGGAGAAGACCAGGUGGCAGUGGCUGACUCGUACAACCACAAGGUGAAGUUAAUUAAUCCAUCAACUAAGACCAGCACCACCAUCCUGGGCCAAGGUGAACCAGGGAACAGGUGUGGCAGUGCUACAGAUGCUGCCUUUAAUGAACCAGGAGGGCUGGCACUGGACCCAACUGGACAGUAUUUGUACAUUGCUGAUACCAAUAACCACUCCAUCAAAGUUUAUGAUCUAUCCACCAAGGAGGUGGCAGAGUUCCCUGUGAUAUUCCCUACGCUCACAGAAUUAGACUGCACUGACUCCCUUCCACAGCCAGUCUUCAAACGCCUGACCCCAGCCAGGGCGGAGCUUGUCACUCUAGAGCAGCUGAAUUUGCUGGAAGGGCAGCUGUUACUGUGUCACCUCAAUAUACAGUUACCUGAACACUGGCACCUGACAGAGGGGGCACCUAGUGCAUGGCAGAUAUGGCUGGAAGAUGAUGUCACUGAAUGCGAAUCUCCUGCUAAAGGCAGCCUGACGGACCUAGUCCACCUGCCCUGGCUGGAGUUCAGAGGGAGGAGAACUGGGAAAACGGACAUAAAACUGGAGUGCAUGUUAUACUAUUGUGACGAUAUUGGGACAUGUAGGAUGAAAGGACUGGUUUUUGUUCAACCAGUUGUGAUAUUCAAAAGGGACGCCCAUCCGUCAACAGACAGCGUUCAGUCUGAUUUCACAUACUUGGUGCAGUGAAAUCAAUCUUUCAAUAAAUAUGAUACAACACGUUUUAGAUAUACAUAUUCUUUAAAUAUGGAUGUUGCCACUGUGAUACGAAUAUGAAAGAUUUUUAUACAUGCACAUUUAUCAGCGAAUAUUACACAAAGGGAAAAGAAAUAGGAGCAGGAGGGAUCAACAGUGCGGAUUUGUACGUACAUAUAAACCCGGUUAUCUUCGUAGUGCACUGUAAUUUGCUGAUCCUAUUAAAUGAUUCAUUGUAGACCAAUAUUUGUUUACAUUGUAACUGAUUUAUCAUGUGAAUAGCAGUAAUAAUGCAAUUGCAGCAAUAAUCACCUAAAUCAGGAAAAACUUAUGUGCUUUUGACUUGGUUUACUCUAGACGUCACGGCUAGAAAGUCACGUUGCAUAUCAUUUAAGCAUGUAGGCAUCUGAUGGAGAAACAUCAUUUGGAUCUUUAUUUAAUUUGGUCUACUUCAUUUA